This is a messenger RNA of Rotaria sp. Silwood2, 1740 nucleotides long. The record is from the annotation of a GenBank genome assembly. NCBI's taxonomy places the organism in Eukaryota, Metazoa, Rotifera, Eurotatoria, Philodinida, Philodinidae.
AUGAGUCUUUCUCAGUUAGACUCAGUAUAUAUUUAUCCAGAUAAGCGAGAAGAAUAUGUUCGUUUAUUUGAUGAAUUCUACAAAAUUGUUGGAAUUUAUGAUAAUCGUGUUGAAUUAAUGAAGUCAAUUAAAGAUAAUAUUAAGCGCGUAAACAAACAAAUGGAAAUGGUCUCUUUCUUCGGUGAAAAUCAAUAUUGUAUUCGGAAUUUAUCCGAGAAAUCAGCAGAAUUUCUUUGGUAUGUUUAUUUGACUGAUUUUACUACACAAUCAAUUUCUUCUGUAGAGGAUCCGAAUAAUGUUGCUAUCUUUGCUGAUAUAUCCGCUUUUAGUAAUUUUCCGGAAGAGCAAGAAGUACUGUUUGAUGUUGGUACAGUCUUUAAAAUAGAAAUAGUUAAGGAAGAAAAACUAGAAGAUAAUGAUAUACUAUUAGUUGUGAUAAAGACAACUGGAGAAGGACAAGACAUUACAGCAAACUAUAUGGAAGUGAAUCGACGAGAAAUGCAAGAGGAAAGUCCAAAAAUAAUGCUUUGUAAUCUUUUGAAAAAAAUAGGUAAAUUUGAAAAAUCUCUGAAAUUUCUUAAACAACUUCAAAGGAAUCCUGGUGAUGAAAAUCUGGCUCAUAUUCAUAAUCGAAUUGGUAUUGCUCUCAAAGAUGAGAAGAAAUACGAAGCUGCAUUAGAACAUUUUCAAACUGCAUUUGAGUUGGCUUAUAAUUCCGAACCACCACAACGCAAAUACUCUGCUUUUAUACUUCAUAAUCAAGGUCUAGUCUAUGCCAAACAAAACAAAUUAAAUGAAGCGUUACGUUUUCAACAACGUGCCAUGGAAAUUGUAGAGAGUAUAGGAAGUACUAAUUCCCAUUUUGUUGCUUCAUACUAUGGUAGUAUCGGACGAAUUUUCUCACGUCAGAAAGAUUUUGAUAAAGCUAUGAAAUACUUUAUGGAAGCGAUAAAAAUAAGUGAAAUGUCUUUAUCAACUGAUCAUGUUUAUAAUGCUUUCAAUUUUGCAAAUAUUGCUACAAUGUAUGCUCGUCAACAUAAAUAUGAUGAAGCUCUUUCAUAUCAUCUUAUGGCGUUGGAAUUACGAAAGAAAUAUUUACCAUCCAAUAACUAUAAUCUUGGUUGGAGUCUUGAGGAAGUGGCCCGCAUGUAUUACAAGAAGGGUGAUUCACAGAAAGCACUUGAAUAUUAUUUAGAAUCAUUGAAAAUUGCAAGAAGUUAUACAUUCCCUUCUUGGCAACACAAUCUCAUCCGGUUACUCGAUAAUAUUGCUUUAGUUUAUGGUAGUGGGUAUGAGAAAGCGUUAGAGUAUCAUUUACAAGCAUUGGAAAUGCAAAGAAAAUUUGAGCCUACUAACUAUCGGACUCUCAUUAAACAUCUGGAAAAAAUAGCAUCUACGUACAAGUGUAUCGGUGAUAUGUACAAUUCACUGAAAUACUUUAAAGAAAUUUCGACAAUAUAUGAAAAGUAUCUCUCGUACGAUCGUAACAAUAUGGCGCAACAUUUUAAUACGAUGGCUUCUGUUUAUGAGCAAAUGAACGAGUUAUAUUAUGCCCUCAACUACUAUUCUAAAGCGAAGCAUAUUUACGAAGAGCUUUGUUCUUAUAAUACUCUAUUCUAUGAAAAUAUUAAACAAUCUAUUAAACGAGUUAAAGACUCAAUACGAAGACGAAGCAAUCGUUCACUAUGUAGCUCAAAUAUAGUUGGUGAAUCGAAAGCUUUGAAUUCUGAUAAAGAAUGA